Nematocida ausubeli is the source of this 618-nucleotide messenger RNA. RefSeq lists its product as uncharacterized. Lineage: Eukaryota; Fungi; Microsporidia. Bases 1 to 618 code for a protein of 205 amino acids. The transcript has a single exon. The record is from RefSeq and is a predicted model, not a curated record.
AUGGACAAAAGAACACUCGGAGGAAAAAAGAAGCUAGUAUUUGAGCCAAAGAUGCCAAGUACCCCACUAGAGGCACAGGAAGCACCCUCUACUGCAGUACCAGUUAAGCCAGAAGUAAGAAGAAGGGAGACCAUUUCAAAACCCGUAAGACAGAAUAUUCAGCAGCCUGUGGUUCUCAUGGGAGAGAAAGAGACGCAGUCAUUUGUGUUCACAGGGAAGAGUACAGAAGAAAUAACAAAUGAAGACUUAGAAAUAAUUGAAGAUGCGCCUAUGACAGUAAAUAAAGUACUAGAGACAGUAAGAAGUAAAGAUAUAACUGAAAUAGAAGAUAUUUUAGUGCCUGGGCAGAAUAUUCUACUGCAGGUACCUAAUAUACUGCCUAUGAAUAACUGUAGAUACAUUAGGGGCAGACUAAGAAUAGAUGGGAGUGAAGUAUAUUUGAGUUUAAUUGGGAGAAUAUCACAGGAUGAUGCACCCAAGGAGUAUUUAUUCAGGGUGAAGCCAGUGCGCACUGGGAUGCCACAGGAAUCAUACUAUGUGGAGAAUGAUAAUAGUAUAUGUAAGAUGGGGCCAGUUGAAAGUAAGUUUAUAACGACUGUUGUAAGGGAUAGUAUAUAG